This is a messenger RNA of Dermatophagoides farinae (American house dust mite), 431 nucleotides long. Its product is annotated as TP53-regulated inhibitor of apoptosis 1. The record is from RefSeq and is a predicted model, not a curated record. Gene Ontology annotation, cellular component: mitochondrial intermembrane space; nucleus; cytosol. Gene Ontology annotation, molecular function: phosphatidic acid transfer activity. Lineage: Eukaryota; Metazoa; Arthropoda; Arachnida; Sarcoptiformes; Pyroglyphidae. Gene Ontology annotation, biological process: phospholipid translocation.
GAUAUGCUUUCAGCAUGGUCUAAAUGAAUUUUUCUUUGAUUUUUAGACCUAAAAUCUUUGAUUUUUUUUUUUUCGUUGACACCAUAUCAGAUUGAAAUAGAAAGUGUGGACAAUGGAAUCGAUUGGGAAAGAAUGUACCGAACUUAAACGUGAAUAUGAUCAAUGUUUCAAUGUUUGGUUUGCCGAAAAAUUUCUUAAAGGUGAUCAUCGUUCAUCAAUGUGUGAUAAAAUUUUUACACUUUACCAGAAUUGUGUUCGUGAUGCAAUCAAACGACAGAAUAUUGACCUAUUACAAUUGGAUAAAGAUGUAUUGGGCUCGAAUGAUGAACAAAAACCGCCACCAAAUUCACAACAGGAGAAUCAACAGCAGCAGAACAAAACAUCAUAGAAAAUCAUAGAAAUUUUGUUUUUUUUUAUAUAAAUUGUCAAUA